AUGCCGCGGGUCGAGGUCGCCACCUUCCGGCAGUGGGACAUUGACCUGCUGCUGCUGGCCCUGGGGCAGCUGCACGAGCGCCGCCGACAGCAGCUGCGGCCGCUGGGGGCCGGGGGCUCUCCGGCAGGCCCCUCGCCGGAGCAGCUGCGCCGGGAGGGCGACGGCGACGAGGCGGAGACUCCUGCGGUGGAGACCUACCUCGUGCCCCCCGACAUGCUGAUGCGGGUGAAGGUGAGCCUGCUGAAGCACCUGCAGGUUGACGCACCCAGCCAGGGCCACAGCCCGCCGCCGUCAUCCUCUGUUGUCGGCCGCGCGCGUCACGUGCGCGUUGCGUCCGAUGGCAGGGGUGGCCUGGGCCAGGGAAGCAUCCGGCAGAGCACCGGGGAGGUCUACUUCGAUGGGCCCGGCGGCGAGCUGUGUGGGGAACGCUUGCCGGUGGGGACCAGCACGGCUGAGCCAUCGCGUGUCCCCGCGGCGUUCUGCUGCCGCUGGGUCGGCGACGCCACAGGCGGCACAGAAGUGGACUUCUUCGUUGACGUCCAGGGCGCAUCUGGAGGCACCACCGCGGUACCCCUGAAGCAGCGUGACCUCGCCGCUUUCGCUACUGGCAGCCUGCAGGGCAGAAGCGAGUCUGAGCCGCUGCACCGGGUGCAGGCAGCCAUACGAGAGCGCAGCCUGCGGCCCUCUGUGCGUGCCACAUUCCGCAGGUCCACCUUCGCCGCAUUCGGUGACCCCGGCAGCGAAGUCGUGGCUUGGACCACAGUCGACGAGGACCUCGUAUUCUAUGACGAGCCGGAGGGGAGCGACUCCGCCGCCUGGUGCCAGUCGCUCCCGGGGGGCACGCGGCCGCUGCCGGACAGGCGCAUCGCCUGCGAGCAGGCCGUGCUGCGCGUGUGCAGGGGCCGCAGUGGGCCACGGGGCCCUGGCCCCAGCGCGGCGACGGGCGGCCCGCACGACGAGGAGCUGGAGUGGCCCGAGGAGCUGCGCGCCCUGAAGCUGCGCCGGGCGCACGGCUUCUCGAAGGCCCUGCACGGCACUGCGCUGCUGCGCGGGGAGCUGGCGCCGGUGCGGCCCGCCUGGCUCCACGAGGGCGUGCCCGGGUCGUGCAGCGAGGGCUCUCCCAGCACGCCCGCGGGCACGCCCAGCGAGCGCCCGGCCGCAGCCGCUGCGGGCUCGCGGGCGCUGGCGCCCGGGCCCUCCGCGGGUUCGCAGGCGGCGCCCGCUGCUGCGCCGGCGGCGGCGUCCGCGUCGCCUCCGCGGCCGCCAGGCUGGUGCCGCACCGCGGCCGCGGCCGCCGCCCAGGGGGCACGCCGGCUUUGCGCGCGCAGGGCGCCUGUGGAGCUGCGUGUGGACCCCAAGGUGCCGCUGGCGAUCGAGAGGACGGCGCUGGCCUGGAUGCGCUCCGCCGCGCUGCUCUCGGGGCUGAGUCAGCUGCUGCUGAGCUCCGACGACCAGAUCUCGCAGCUCAACGGCUUCCUGGUCGCCCUCGUGGCGCUGACGUUUGCCUUCUGGCCGGUGGUGGACUUCCGCAGGGCCGCGCUUCGGCUCCGGGAGGCCAGCGGCAAGGGUCACCAGCCGAAGGUGAAUCGCCUGUUGCCUCAGGUGCUCUCCGGGCUGCUGGCGUUUGUCCUCGUUGCGAUACUCCUCGUGGACGUGUUAUUUAAUGAUGCGGAGUGA
Molecule: messenger RNA, 1677 nt
Organism: Prorocentrum cordatum
Lineage: Eukaryota; Dinophyceae; Prorocentrales; Prorocentraceae
Source: the annotation of a GenBank genome assembly